AACAUAGUUCCGAAAGGGGAAUAAAAUACCUCUAUCGAGUUUCUUCUCUUCGCUAACUAACAAUACAAUCAACGACCUUUCUCUGCAUUCUUGUUCCCUCCAUUCAUCUAACCCUAUUCGCUUCAUUACACAAUAUCUUCUUCUCCUCUCGCUUCAAUUUUCUAAUCCUUUUAUUUUUCAAAGUUGAUUUUGCAGGUUGCUUUAAUGGGGAAAUCCUCUACUUCACUCAAAAAGAAACAUUCCAAAAUUUCCUCUAAGUCAAAGUCAAGCAGUAGGAGUAAGAAUAGAAAAUCUAAAUCAAAGAAGGUUCGCCGCCAUGAGGUUUCUCUUUCUAGCUCAGACUAUGAGGAUUCAAAAAAUAUGGACAUAUCGGUGUCUUCUAGUUCUGAAGAUAGGUCUAAAAGAAAAAGGGAUCGGUCUCGCACAAGAAAAGAUGUGAAAAGUCGUAAGAAGAGGCUUCGGAGACGUUCAUGUAGCAGUGACAGCAGUGAGGACUCUCUCUUUGCCAGGAAGAGAAAAAAGGUGAAGAGGAAAAACAAGUAUGAUGAGACGAGGGAGAAAUCCCGUAGGAAGAAAAAGGUUAAGACAGAAGCAAGUGUUAAUUCGGUGAGCAGUGGAUCACGAAGCUGCUCAAUAUGUCCGGCAGGGAUUGACAGCAAUGAUAAUGUUGAAUAUGAGCGCUCCAGGGGAAGAACGGAGAGAAAGGAAAAAGACAAAAGACAGUUGAGGGGAAGAAGUGGAAGUGCAAAGAGUAGUAGAUAUAGGGCUAGGAGUUGUUCUCCUUGCAGUAGUCCCCACGGUGAAUGUAAUUAUGGAGGGACUGAAGAGAAAUAUGUGCCCGAGAACAAAACGAGGUGGCUCCGGUCAGUUAUUACUGUUGUAAACGAAGGGGAUGAAUCUAGGCAAUUGUCUGGAAAUGAAACCAAAGAGGAAAUUGUAGAUGAUCUUGACUACCCUUGUAGAAGUAAUGACAGUAACGAUCAUGGCUCAAACAGGGAGUUGGAUCAUCAUCAAUCACAUCGUGCACCAGAAGAGGAAUUGAGGGCCAAGGAUGAUACAGGAGAUGUGAAUGGUGAUGUUAACUUCACAGAGCCCAAACUUAGUGGUAUGAGCAGCCUUGAAGUUUGUGCCGGGACAAAUGAAUCUAUAAAGGAGGAAACAAAUGAUGUUUCUGGUGUUCUGAAUGAUGUUGAUUUGGAGUUAAUUCUUAGACAAAGAGCUUUGGAAAAUUUAAGAAAGUUCCGAGGUCAAGUCCAGUCCCACGCAAAAGCUUCUGAACAGGAAAAUAAAAUUGUCAGCCAAAUGAAGCAACCAAUCACCGAGAAAGAGGAACUGGUUCAAGAUAAACCUAAUAUCAGUAAUGUUGCUAUAUUGGCGACAAAAUUUGGUAAGCAAACACCUGUAGAAGAAACUAGUUUGCCUGUUGGUAGGAGAAAUUUAGUUACUUAUCCGAAAAUCGACGGAGGGAAUUUGAAUGUGGAUAAAGAAAUGUCUGGUUCUGCUAAGAUUCAAAUGGCUAGUGCACCAGAAAAAGUGGUUGAUGCAGACAGCCAUAGCGAAGUAGUCACUACCCCGCCAGAAUCUUGCAAUGAUUCACUCCAAAGUCGCUCAUCUCUGAAGCAAACGAUCGUGUCCGGACUUCCUCGUGAAAAGUUGGUUUUGGCAGAAAGUAUUAAAAAUGAGGGUACUUUUGAAGCUGCUCGUAUCACAAGUCAUUGUGGCAGUGAUAAUGUCAAAGACAUUAAAGGCGUUCCUUCUGCUGGUCCUAAAUCUUCUACACUUGAACCUAAAUUUAAGCAUAACAACUUGGAUAAGGGGAAAGAUGUUGCCAAUGAUCAUUCUCAGUUUAAAUCUAAGCAAACAUCUGAUUCACGCGAACCUUCUAAUGCAACGUUGCCGGUGAGUGAGGCUGAUGAAGAAAGAAAUGCGGCUAAGACAACACAAUCUUCAAUCCAGAAUAUUGAUGGCAGUGCCAGAGACAUUGUCGAGUCCUGCAAUGUUGCUACCCUUGAAUCUGUUGAAAAUAAUUCAGGCAAACUACAAGAAGGAUCCAACCAGGGCUCUCAGUUUGAGCAGAAAACAAUGACUGUGAUGCGGGGUGGUGAAUUGGUGCAGGUUAGCUACAAGGUCUAUAUCCCUAAGAAAACCCCUGCCUUGGCUAGAAGGCAACUAAAGCGAUGAUCUUAUGUAGAGUUGUUUGUGGUUUCAUUCAUGAACUCUUAGAACUACAUCAAUUUUCAAUUAGCUAUAUUUCGUUUAAGUGACUUCGGAGGUACGCCGAAAGUAGUCUGUUACACAAAUAACGGUGCAACCAUUGCAACACAGAACAAUCUUUUCUGUUGAAACAUGAAGAGAUUGUGCGCAUCUACUUUGUGAUGCUCCACUUGGAAUUUAGAGCAAGUGUUUCAGUGAAUGUAUUUUGGAAAUGGAUUGAGGAUUUGGAUUAAAGAUCAAAUGAUUCACAUUUUGUUUUUGUGUAUUAAACCUGUUUUGCAAUGCUGGAAUUUUCUUACAGGUUUAUAGACUUUUGAGUAACUUCAAGGGCUGCUUCCCAAGAGUGGAUAUAUGACAUUUAUAAGUUUGUUUAUAGUAAUGUAUUGACUAUUUUAUGCAAAAAUGAGUAACUUCUCAUUUAACUA
This is a messenger RNA of Lathyrus oleraceus (garden pea), 2639 nucleotides long. RefSeq lists its product as uncharacterized. Lineage: Eukaryota; Viridiplantae; Streptophyta; Magnoliopsida; Fabales; Fabaceae. The record is from RefSeq and is a predicted model, not a curated record. The transcript has 3 exons. The coding region runs from base 205 to 2181 and encodes 658 amino acids.